AUGAGUCAGAAUAUUCCAGCAUGGAAGAAAAUUGGAUUAAAAAUUAAGGAAGAUGUACAAGAUGAUCCAAUAGCUUUAACAAGUCAUAUAGAAGAUGUCAACUUGACGAACAAACAAGCCAAAAAACUCAAUAAGCAGAAAAGAAAAUUAGAAGAAUCCAAGAAUGAAGAUAAAAGGGCACCUAAGAGAGUCAAGUUACCUAAAUCUGAAAGAGCCCCUCCUCCAGAAAAGGAUCAAUUGGCAUAUUUGCGUCAAUACGAGAAUGAUAAAUCGAAUUGGAAAUUCAGCAAACAGAAGCAAAAUUGGAUAUUAAAGAACAUUAAGAAUAUACCGAAAGAUUACGAAAGUGCAUUGCAGGCCUACCUUGAGGGUUUACAAGGAGGAUCUCGGAAAAGGGUGGUGGAUGAUUUGAUGGAGGUUAUCAAGAAAUGGAAUAAAGCAGCAGAAGAAGCAGAAGCCAGAGUCGAGAGAGAAAUACAAAGGCAACUUAACGGAGAAGCUGCCAGUGAUGAAGAUGACAAGAACGAAGAGGAAGAAGAUACCGAGGGUAAUAAAAAGGCGAAACGCACAGCAUCGGAGCAAGAAGAGGCGGUUCCAGAUUAUGAUUAUGCGAAGAGAUGUGGUGUACUUGUUAAAAUUCUUAAUGACCAAGAUGUAGAUUUGAAGGGUAUCGAGAUAGCUGAUGCUGAUAUUAGAAUUGGUGAAAAAUAUGAAGAAAACGAACCGUCAGUUGAAGCAGCAGAAGAAAAUACACAACCCGAAGAAGAAGAAAAAAAAGAAAAUGUCGAAGAAGAGAGCCAAGAAGAUGCCAAUACACAAGAUAACCUUAUUAUUGAUGAAGUAGAAGUCGCAGGGUUGUCUAAAAGCGAUAGUCACAUCGACCGUACAAAACUUAACAGUGAAAAAUUCAAUGAUAUCCCAAAAGACGAAAUUUCAUCUGAAGAAUAUAAGUCAGAGCAAGAGUCACAAACAAACCAUGAGACCAAAGAAAAGUCUAAAAAGAAAAAUAAGGAUAAAACCAAGGAUCUGUCUGACGUUAAGGUGAAAAAGAGCAAAAAGGAUAAGAAAGAGAAGAAAAAGGAUAAGAAGAAGAAGAGCAAGGAUUGA
This is a messenger RNA of Debaryomyces fabryi, 1107 nucleotides long. RefSeq lists its product as uncharacterized. Bases 1 to 1107 code for a protein of 368 amino acids. Lineage: Eukaryota; Fungi; Ascomycota; Pichiomycetes; Serinales; Debaryomycetaceae. The record is from RefSeq and is a predicted model, not a curated record. The transcript has a single exon.